Huiozyma naganishii CBS 8797 is the source of this 273-nucleotide messenger RNA. RefSeq lists its product as uncharacterized. The transcript has a single exon. The record is from RefSeq and is a predicted model, not a curated record. Bases 1 to 273 code for a protein of 90 amino acids. NCBI's taxonomy places the organism in Eukaryota, Fungi, Ascomycota, Saccharomycetes, Saccharomycetales, Saccharomycetaceae.
AUGAUUGACGGGCUGAAAACCAAGGGAUUGUUGAAAGUUGGAGAUGCUGCUAAUCUAUGGAAAAAUAGGGAUAGUAUUGGUGAGGACUCACUUACUACCGAUGUAUACGUCGGUGCAUUCCAGGAUAUGGGCGCAAUUUCCUGUAAACUGUUGAUCAACAACUUGUACAAAACCUUCAAAAACACCAUUUUGGGGUUGGUAGUGAUUGACGAGUUCCACAACUUCGAAACAGAACUUAGCCACCGGGAGAACUGUACAAGACAAUUAAUAUAA